UAUUAAAUUUCAAUAAAAACGACUUCGCUCAAUAAUUACUCUCCUCACCAUAUAAUUAAAAAAAAUUUAAAAAAAGUUUCAACCAUCAAGGGAUAACCUCCGACACACUCCAAAAAUUCGUCCUUCACUGCUUUUUUUUCUAUCAACGGUCUUAAGAAACAGCGAAAUAUAUUUCUAUUAUUUUUUUUAAAAAUUUAGAGCUGAUUGAGUGAAAUUUUUGAAAAUCUUUUUCCAUUUCUUUUUAUGGGUGAUAAUACUCAGUUACGAUCAGAUGAAGAGCAACCGCCUCCCGCGCAAAUCCCUUUGCUCAGUUCAAACCUUCAAAACGACGCCGUUGGAGCCCUCCACCAGCGGCAGCAAGAGAUCCGAACGAGUAACCGUCUCGAUGAUUCGUUGGAAUAUUUGGAGAGGUUUUUGACCUGCCUUGGUUUCAACCAGUCGUCUUUGCUGAGUUUUUCUUUAUCUUGGGCGGCGUUCACGGUGGUCGGGGUUUUGGUCCCGGUUUUAGCGCUGGAACUUUCUGAUUGCGACGGUUGUGAGAUGUACCAGAUUAAGAAUUUCGAGGUCGGUAUCGUGGCUUCUCAGGCUUGUUUGGCGGCCGUUUCUUUGUUUUGCAUUUCGUUUAAUCUCCGAAAGUACGGCAUCCGUAGGUUUCUGUUCGUUGAUCGAUACGGUGGUCAAAUGGUUCGCUUUACCGAUCUCUAUGUUAAGCAGAUUGCGGCUUCUAUGCGCCUGCUGAUAUGGUGGUUGCUUCCAUGCUUUAUUUUGAAGACUGUGCGUGAGGUUAUUCGAAUUUUAUAUGUGCAACACGAUUCACGGUGGAUAUCUGUUGCUAUUUCAGUACCUUUGACUUUGUCCUGGACUUAUGUUAGUACGAUUAGCCUAUCCGCCAGCAUCUUGUUUCAUUUACUCUGCAACUUGCAAUUCAUUCACUUUGAUGAUUAUGCGAAACUCUUGGAAAGGGAAUCUGAUGUUAUGGUAUUUAUAGAGGAGCACAUUCGACUGCGGUAUCAUCUCUCCAAGAUAAGCCAUAGGUUCCGGAUUUUUCUUCUUUUACAGUUCUUGGUUGUCACGGUUAGCCAAGUUGUGACUCUUUUCCAGACAACAGUUUAUAGUGGAAUGAUUAACUUGAGCAAUGGCGGUGAUUUUGCAAUCUCCGCGAUUGUUCAGGUAGUUGGGAUCAUUCUUUGCUUGCAUGCAGCCACCAGAAUUUCUCAUAGAGCUCAAGGAAUUGCAUCUUUUGCAUGUAGAUGGCAUGCAUUGGCGACAUGUACAUCUACUGAUGCUUGCCUGAGACAUUCAAACAGUUUAGGAAGCAUGGAACCUUUAAGUCAAUCAAACUUGCUAGAUAUUACUUUUUCGGAAAGUGAUCUGGAUUCGAUGGAUUACAUUACCAUGCCUACAACCACACAGUUGGCUUCUUAUAUGUCUUCAUAUCACAGAAGACAAGCUUUUAUGAUGUAUUUGCAAGCCAACCCUGGGGGCAUUACUAUAUUUGGAUGGACGGUUGAUCGCGGACUUAUCAACACAAUAUUUUUCCUUGAACUUACACUGGUGACCUUCGUACUUGGACAAACCGUAGUCUUCAAUUCUGCAUGAUAAAAUCUCCGAUCAUCAAAUCAGUUUUUUCCAGAGAUCACACCUUCAAAAUGAGGUUUUUUUUUUUUCAGAUUUACAGACCGAUUGAUUGUUCUUAGAUCAUAGCAUUGUUGAAAUGACUCGACAACCGCUGCGAUUGGUAAAUUGUUAGAAAUGGCUGAAGCAGCUAUAACGGAGUUAGCCAAGGUUUUGCGAUGAUAAGGCUGUUGGCUGAAGGUUUUGGAAGGUUUGAAGACUGCGACAUUCGGAAGUAAGGCAAAUUCCUAAACUUUCAAUUACAUUAAUUUGUUGUACUUCCAUUGUAUUUAUAUCUACCUCUAUACUGAUUCAGUAAGGAAAGUGCACAACCACCAAACUCUAAAAUAAGCAAUAUAAAUUUAUUAAGGUAAUAUUACUGAGGAUAUUGCAAAUAAAAUUAUAUCCAUUAUUUAUAGCAUGGAAAUGAUGAAAAUUCAAAAUUUGCAAA
Molecule: messenger RNA, 2065 nt
Organism: Gossypium arboreum
Lineage: Eukaryota; Viridiplantae; Streptophyta; Magnoliopsida; Malvales; Malvaceae
Exons: 4
Coding region: 244-1599 (451 amino acids)
Source: RefSeq, a predicted model, not a curated record